Messenger RNA from Lolium perenne, 1126 nucleotides. The record is from RefSeq and is a predicted model, not a curated record. NCBI's taxonomy places the organism in Eukaryota, Viridiplantae, Streptophyta, Magnoliopsida, Poales, Poaceae.
AUGCGCGCCAGCACCGUCGACCACCUCGCCCACCAUGACGCCGCCGCUGCCCGGGAUCUCCGCCCCGGCACACCACCACCAACCAGCAGCCGCUGCAACCUGCAGCACCUCCACGGCCAGAGGCCCCUCGCUGGCCAGCACCUCCACCACCACGACGCCCAGACCUCCCGCGCCCUCGCUGGCCCGCAAGGCCCAGAUCCGGCCCAGCCGAGCCCGACCACGCCGGCGCCGCCGCGCCCCGCCACACCCGCACAGCCACCGCGAGCAGGCCGAGCAGCGAGCGCCGCCGCGCCCGCCACGCCGCCGCGCCCGUCGCACACCGCAUCCCGCCGCCGCGGUUCCCCCAAUCCGCGAGCUAGUCUCCGCCGGCCGGAGAGAGAACAGUAUUAUUUUAAAAACAAAUCGCGCCGGAAGGCGGCGACCUCGGCCUCGGCCUCAGGGCCGGCGACGACGACCUCGCUGAAGGUGGGCGACGCGCUGCGGUCGGGCCGGCGGCGGUUCACGGAGGCCGACGUGGCGGCGUACGCGGCGGUGAGCGGCGACCGUAACCCGGUGCACCUGGACGACGCCUUCGCCCGCGGGGCCGGCGGGUUCGCGCGCGGCCGCGUUGUCCACGGCAUGCUCGCCGCCUCCCUCUUCCCUGCCCUCAUCGCCUCUCGCUUCCCCGGAGCGGUGUACGCGAGCCAGUCGCUCAGGUUCGCCGCGCCGGUUUACGUCGGCGACGAGGCGGCCGCGGAGGUGCGGGCGCUCAACAUCAAAUCCGCCGGCGGGAGGCACAUCGUCAAGUUCACCACCAAGUGCUUCGCCAACGGCCAUGAAGAUGGCAAGGACACUCUCGCCAUUGAUGGCGAGGCCAUGGUGUUCCUGCCCACGCUGCAGCUCGGCUCGGAGGCCAUUGCUGAGUAACAAGUACGUUGAGUUGAUGCAAAUGCUGUCAUGAUCUUAGCUUGUUUUGGUGGAUCAAUCUGCUGUAAACGCUUCUUCUUGCUUUGUUAGAGCUCUGGAAUAUCCGUCUGUUUUUUCCUUGCUUAGAGAGUUCAUGCACUAUUGUACUGUGAGAUGGUUAUUACCUAAAGUGAGUGAUCCAUGACAAUUCCUUUUUAUAUUAUCAAAUUAAGAUCUUCAA